Messenger RNA from Penicillium waksmanii, 1431 nucleotides. Its product is annotated as MFS transporter. NCBI's taxonomy places the organism in Eukaryota, Fungi, Ascomycota, Eurotiomycetes, Eurotiales, Aspergillaceae. The record is from RefSeq and is a predicted model, not a curated record. The coding region runs from base 1 to 1431 and encodes 476 amino acids. The transcript has 4 exons. Gene Ontology annotation, biological process: transmembrane transport; amine transport. Gene Ontology annotation, molecular function: amine transmembrane transporter activity.
AUGUCGACAUCUGAGCUUCAAGCUGGCAAUGUGCGUCGUUCGGAGCCACAACCCAGUAUUGCUCCAACUCCUUCUGGUCACCUCUCUUCCAAGGCGCCAGUGAAAGAGAUACGUGAGGAACUUCCCGCACCGCCAAAUCCUGUUUACACAGCUCUUUCAUUAUCUCGUCGGCGGUUCAUCCUCGGAAUUAUCACAGUUGCGGGCAUAUUUGGUCCCCUUGCGGGGAACAUUUACCUACCGGCUUUGCCAGUGGUAGGUCGGCAGUUCCACAGAACAGAGGCAGAAAUAAAUAUCACGGUGACAGUGUUCAUGAUUGUGUUUGCUUUUGGAAAUUCCUCACAGCCCUUGAUCUGGUCAAGCUUUGCGGAUUGGAAAGGACGCAGACCACUCUACAUCGUCUCCAUCCUAGUCUACAUUUUGGCAAAUGUGCUUCUUGCAGCCGUCCCAGCCAACUAUGGGGCGCUUAUUGUUCUUCGGGUAGUGCAGGCGUUUGGAUCGUCUGCUGUUGUCUCGCUGGGAGCCGGCACCGUGGCGGAUCUCAUCCAGCAAUCUCGGGUGUUGCGUUAUGGCUUCUCCUCGUGUUUGCGCUCCCUGAAACUCUACGUGCACGUGUGGGGAAUGGGAGUAUAUACACCGACAAGGGCUGGUUUCUCCUUCCUUCCUCCCAAAUUCUCCUCUCCGAUUGUCUCGGAAUCGGAGCGAGGACCUCCCCCUCCCAAGCCUACCUUGAAAGGAUACUGGAAGCUCUUCCAAUACCCCCCAAUUGGCAUCACGUGCAUGAAUACCGCCAUCCUCUACUCUUCAUAUUUCUGCAUUGCCAUUCAACUGCCAUCCGCUCUUGGUGAUGUCUAUCACUGGUCAAGCAGUGAGGUUGGUGCUGGCUAUGUUGUCGUAGGAGUAGCCAUGGUGAUUGGAUCUAUUUCAGGAGGCCAUUUUUCUGACUGGAGACGUAAGCGGUCAGUUCAGGCCCUUGGCGAGAGUAAUGUUCACCCCGAAGCACGUUUGAAUGACCAGAUCUGGGGACUUCUUCUAGCUUCGGCUGGGCUAAUUAUGUUUGGGUUCUUCGUGGAGCAUGCGCUUCACCCGGCUGCUACUUUGAUUUCAACCUUCCUCGUUGGAUUUGGAAUGUCGUGGAUGUUUGUUGCGUCAAACGCAUUUUUGACUUUGUGUCUUGCGCAGCAAGCCGCUGGUGCUUUUGCUUUAGGCAACAUGUUGCGCAGUCCCGCUGCUGCUGUAGCGGCGGCCAUCAUCGCGCCUCUUGUACAGAAAAUGGGUUGGGGCUACUGUUUUCUGGGUUUGGGAAUUCUAAACUUGGUUGGGAUAGGUUCCAUGCUGAUUGUUCUGCGAACGCAAUCCGCUCGAUGGGCAAAGGCAAGACUGUCUAAAGGGAUGCAAAGUGGGCACCAGAAUAGACCUCCAAAGUCACAAUGA